UGUAAGAUAAAGCCAGAGCCAUAAGGUGACCGUGUAGGGGUCGGGAGUGUUGGCAGGGCUGGGUGAUGGAGCAAGAUGGCCGCCUCGCCUGGCCAAGUCAGGCUAGAGCAGAGAUUAAGGGUUAAAAUAGGUGAAGCCAAAAAUCUUGUACUCCGUAACCAUGGUAAUUCAGGUCAGCGUGAUGUUUACUGUGCAAUUUCCCUAGACCAAGAAGAAAUAUUUCGAUCAGCGACAGCAGAAAAGACAUUAGACCUUUCAGCCUUCUUUGGUGAAGAGUUCCAGUUUGACAUUCCACGUGAGUUCCGGUUCCUCUCAUUUUAUCUAUAUGAUCGUGAUCGCCCAAUGAAGACUGACAGAAUUAUGGGAAAGGUGUCAAUUAAGAAGGAUAAUUUACACAAAUACCAUGGCAAAGACCAGUGGUUCCCCAUUACACCGGUGGAUGCAGACUCGGAAGUACAGGGCAAAGUUCAUGUUGAAAUUCGAUUACUUCAGAUAAGACAAAUGAAUGAUGGAUACCCACAGCACAAUGUGGAAAUCAAAAUUCAAGAAUGUAGUGACUUGGCAAUAAACAGUGGUUCAUGUGAUCCUUUUGCAAUAGUUACAAUGCUCUACACAAAUAAGAAACAAGAAUCCAAGAGAACAAAGGUUAAGAAGAAAACCAUAUCACCAAGGUUUGAUGAAGUAUUCAUAUUUGAGCAAAGUAGCCAAAGAAGUGGGAGUCAGGAUCGAGAGAACAUGUACAGUUUAGUAGAUGAGGAUGCUGGCUUCCAAGAAGUUCGAGUUGCUCUGUGGCAUGAUUCUCCAGGCGUGUUUGGGAAUGUUUUUCUUGGGGAAGUCAAGAUUCCCCUCAAUGAUAUGCUGCCCGGUGAUGAAAACAAUGCUUGGUAUUUUCUUCAGCCAAGAGAUUCAGCAGGAAAGCACCAAAGGGGAGACCUUGGAACCCUGAGGCUAAACCUUCAUUAUACCUCCGAUCAUGUUUUCUCUAGUCAGUCUUAUGAUUCUCUACGAAACCUCAUCCUUCAAAGCACUGGGAUUGAGCCCAUCACAUCGUCUGUGUCGUGGCUACUGGGUGAAGUGGUACCUCAGAAGCAGGAUGUUGUGCAGCCCCUUACUCGUGUUUUCUUGCAUCAUGGCCAAGUAGUGGCUUUUGUCUCUGCCUUUGCACGUCAUGAAAUAUCAAAGGUCACGGACACAAAUACAAUAUUUCGUGGAAAUACACUUGUUUCAAAGUGUAUUGAUGAACUGAUGAAGCUUGUUGGUCAUCACUACCUACGUUCAACACUUAAGCCAACACUAGAUUUGAUCUUCAGGGAAAGAAAGCCUUGUGAAAUUGACCCCACCAAGUUGCAACAGGGAGAGAGUCGAGAAAUUAACCUAACUAAUCUUAAGGAGUAUAUUAGCCUCAUCUUGAAGGCCAUCAUCAACUCUGCACUCAGUUGCCCACCAGUUAUGUGCCAAAUAUUCUCAGAACUUAAGGAACUAGCCAACACAUAUUUUCCAAAUGAGAGAGAAGUCAGGUAUUCUGUCAUAUCUGGCUUCGUCUUCCUCAGAUUCUUUGCACCAGCUAUUCUUCACCCAAAGCUCUUUGACCUCACCACAGAACAGAUUGAUCCUGCAACACACCGAACACUUACUUUGUUAAGUAAAACAGUUCAAAGUGUUGGGAAUCUGGUUAGCUCUCGAACGUCUCAUCCAAACUUUAGAGAGAUAUACAUGCGAGAGGUCUUCGGUUAUUGUGUUACAGAUAAGCACGUUGAAGGGAUGCGCACGUUUUUGGAAAUAAUCUCGUCAAUUCCCAAUGGAGGCCAGAAAGCCUAUGACACUCCACUUAUACUUAAGGAAGGAACAAUGAUCAAACGAGCACAAGGAAGAAAAAAAUUUGGCAUCAAGAAUUUCAAAACUCGUUUCUUCAGACUAACAACUCACAGUCUCUCAUAUUCUAAGACAGAAGGUGGAACCCCUUUAUGUGCAAUCCCUGUAGAUGAGAUCCUGGCAGUGGAAAGAGUACAGGAAUCGUCGUUCAAAAUAAAAAAUAUGUUCCAACUAGUUCAACCAAAUAGGACACUCUACAUCCAGGCAACGAACUGUGUGGAAGAGAAGGAGUGGCUGGAUCUCCUUACUAAAGUGUGCCAGUAUAACAGCCAUCGCUUGAAACAGUAUCAUCCAGGAGCAUAUAUCAACUCCAUUUGGCUAUGCUGCAAGUCCACAAGUGAACAUGCCCCAGGCUGUAGUGCUGUUUCAAACUAUUUGGAAUGUGACCUAAAAAUUCACAUAGACAGUGAUCGAGAAAUGGAGCGACUGCGUUCAGUGCUGAUGGAAAAUAUGGCCAGCUUAGAAAAGCUACUCAAUGUAUGUGAAAGUGCCACCAUUUAUGGAACUCCACAAGAAGUUGCUGUUGGGGGUAUUGUAUUGGACAAUCCAACUGUGUCUUUGAAGUCCCUCAGUUCAGUUAUUACUAGUGUUACACAAUUACAACAGGAGCAUCGUGAUCACCAGCGAAGACUUCUACGUACCUUAAGAUAUGGAUCAAAACAAGCCCCAAUUGGUGAUGACAACUACUUGCUUCUGGCUUCUAGUAUUGCUAAGUUUGACUUGAACACCAGUGGAAGUGAAAUGACUAAUGCAGUACACAAAACCUCGAGUAGUCCCUGCUGACCUGAGGUGCAUCCUGAAUACAAUUUUGUUGUUGACUGUUGUUGAUUGCAACUCAAUGUGUGUGUGUGUGUGUGUGUGUGUGUGUGAAACAUAUGAUUAUUCACCUCAUCUGUGUUACUCAUUUUCAUGAGAGAAAGCAAAUAAUGCAGUCAGUUAAAAGUUUAUGUAUUGUAUGAUUGGAUUGUUAACCAAUUACAUCUGCAUAGUUCAGAAUUUUUCUGCCAACUUAGAAUCGCAAUUCAUUUCUAGGAUUCAUCAGAUAGUUUUACUGAUGACCUGGGUAUGCUAAUUGCACAUUAGAAUAGCUGUCUGAUCAGUCUAAAAGUUAUUAACAGUUAAAAGUACAUUAUUCGGAUAUUCAUAGGAAUUAACUUAAAGAGCUUGCCAAAUGUGCUUCAAAAUAUUUAAUGGUCUUUUUAAAGAAAAACCAAUUGGUAUUGGCUGACUCCAAUGUCAUUGGUUCGUUGGUAGUUAGGGAACUUGAUAAGACUGGUCUAAAGUUUAUGGUUGAUUCAGAUAGCAUAUUUCUUUGUUGUGAAAUAGUACAUGUGAUACCCUAUUCAAGUACAAAGAGUUAAUUGCAGUUGCUAUUUGUAUUAAAAGAAUCUUCUGAAAAAUUGCAGUAUAUAACCUAAAUUGAACUAAGAAUUCAUAGACAGUAAGAUGAAUGGUAAUGAAAAGAGAUGAAUGGUAAUGGAUAAAAGUAAACUGUGUAGAAUAUAUGUUAAUAGACUUUUUGCUCUAAAUAGGUUAUACUUUGAGGCUAUGACCAAGAAUUUUUAUAUUUUAGUGUAUAGAUUAGCAUAAAAGUUUGUUAUUUAAUUUUGUAAGUGAUUAACUGGUAAAGGUUAACUAUCCUUCCAGUCUAGUUAAUGAAAGGAGUUCAGGGUGUGACAUUGGUGUGACCAAAGUCAUUAGCAUAUGAAAUGUGAAUGUUUGGGCUUAGCUUUCAAAAGGUUCCAUUUGAGUCUGUUGCAACAUGCCCUGAGCUGUUGUUGCAUGGACUUUCAGAUUUCUCUGAAAUUAGCUCUCUACCUGUUUAGAAACAUGAUUUUAUCUUGAAGAGCUAAUAUUUGUAAGAGAUUAGGAUUACAUAGGGAAGUUUAUAAUGCACGCCAAAGACAAAAUUAUCUGGAUUGAAAGGAACAAGGAUUUUGUGAUUUUGCAUUGCUAGAUACAUUAGUGUACUUAAGUUGGGCCGAAUAACAGUGGAGACUCAGAACUGUAUACAGAAAUAUUUCCCUUUUCAUAUGACUUGCUCGUGCCUGAUUCCAACACUUUUUAGAAAUUAACAAAUGCUGUGCUACUUUUCAAAUUCAUUUUUGUAAAUAUAAUUAUGUAGUAGAACUUUUGUAUUCAUAAAUGCUAAAGAAUUUCAAGUCACUUUGUGAUAUGUUUUGACUAUAUUGAUAAGAAUUUUUGCUUCAUAAUUUAGCCAUUGAUUUCAAUCAUUGUACUAAAUGCAGCUAUCAGUCCAAACAACUUAUACAGUAGUACCCCGAUUUACAUGGUCAAUUGAACCCACAGGGUACCGCGGAAAGUGAAAUCCGCGUAAAUGGAACAACAGAACAUAUGGGAUUA
Molecule: messenger RNA, 4236 nt
Organism: Homarus americanus (American lobster)
Lineage: Eukaryota; Metazoa; Arthropoda; Malacostraca; Decapoda; Nephropidae
Gene: RasGAP1
Product: ras GTPase-activating protein 3-like
Exons: 19
Coding region: 76-2655 (859 amino acids)
Biological process (GO): regulation of GTPase activity; intracellular signal transduction
Source: RefSeq, a predicted model, not a curated record